CGGUCGCAACGGCGACUCAUCGAGCAUCUCCGAGUGAGUUCGCAUUGUGUGCUCCUUCCCUUCGGUCUCCUGUGAUUUUUUUUUCUCUUGGCAUCAUCCCCAUAAUAGUAUUACUCAUCCAUCUGAGGAACACAUGUGCUCAGCAUUCCUUUCGUCGCUGCAGACGUCGGUACUUGCCAAAUCCCGGGGACUAGCGAAUUGCGAAAUAGGGAAUAAUGUAAAGUGCGGUAGCGUCUAAAGGACAUUCUCUCAGUGUUUACGGAGCCAUUGUUUUUUUCAUGAAGGAUUGGGGGGGAGCAGCUGCUGUCUCAGUGAUAAGAGGUCGUCAGGUCUACUAUUAAACAAAUUAAGUACCAACCGAGGAAUUAACAACCAUCACACUGGAGGGUUCCAAGGGAAUGGAGGGCAAGAUGACAGGUGCUGGGGUAAUACCAUCGGUGGCCGGUGGCACAGCCACAUUACCUAUAGCCUCGGUUCCUCUACCUGGGGAAAUAAAGAAGACGUGGUUGCGUCGUGUUGCUCCUUGUCUUGCCUUCUUGGCGGCAUUUUCCACGGCAAUGGCUCUUCUGCUUAUUUGGAGUGAAGCAGCUGCACAAAGAAGACAAGCCUUCGAUGCAAAUAUGACUAGAGAUUAUGUAUUCGGCGUGUCAAUGGAUAAUCCCCAGCUAGUAACGUACAUUCGAGAAGUCCAUUUGAAGAAGCCAAUGAACAAGGAGCUCCAUAAUAUAACCGAAACCCCGGAGGAGAAAUUUUUGGUGAAUUUUUUCAAGGGCAAGCGGGAGGGAGUUUAUCUCGAGUACAUAAAUCACGCUGGCGCUAUCUCCACGAGCUCCUGGUUGGAGGCGAAUUAUGCCUGGCGUGGAUUACUUGUACUUACCGACUUCAAAUCCUUCUUCGAAGCGAGCAAGAGCUUCAGGAAUCCAAUGACACGUGCUGUCCAUGCCUGUUUGAGCACCGACAAAGAUACCAAAGAGAUUACGUAUCAUCAAGAGUCCGACGUGCGAGUUACCAAGCUAAGCGAAGGCCCCAAUAGUCUAUUCCCUGACGAGGGUCUUCCAACGAUGAGGCUCAAGUGCUUCCCACUUUACAGUCUACUUCUUGCUUAUAAUCAAACGACGAUUGAUUACUUCAGUCUGGACAGCAUUGACUCUUCCGACAGUCAGGUCCUCGACACUAUUCCCUGGGAUGUAAUACGAAUAUCAGUUCUGUCAAUUAGAACGAGUAACCACCAAAGCGAGGCCGACGUAAGAUCACUAAUCGCUAAGUUAUCAGUGAGACGAUACAAACUCGUUAACAGAACUGACACUGGCAAAUUGAUAUUCACAUACUCGACAUUACUUAAAAUAUAGAAAUCAAAAGAGAAAUUAUAACUGAAGAUUAUGCCAGUGUAGGUAUUAGUGAGAUAUUAAAAUUCGCGUCCAGACCCGGCGGAUUAUCCAACUGAUCAACCGUAAGAACAAUUACAAACAUUUUCUUUUUAUCAUGACGGGGAAAAAAUCGUACGCAUUUAUUUUAUACGAUCAUAGUAAUAAUCGCGCAGCUGUCAUUAGUUUAAUUCAUUUUAUUGGACCACUGCCAAUAGCCCUUGGUUUUUAGUCCACAUCAAAGUGUGUUUUCUACAAUUAUUUAAGUCAUCUUUUUCUACCAAUUUUUUUUGCUUAAACUUUUUCCAAGGGAUGAUGUUGAUACGAGUAUUACCACUAGAACGAUCAUGUUUUCAUAUCGAGUAUUUAAGGGCCUUAUUAGCGUUUAAGAUAGCUUGAUUCAACGUUCGAUUCCCAGGGAACGGGGAGGGGAAUUUCAUAGCUCAGAAAAGUUGGGCAGUUGCAUGACUUUUUAAUGAAAAAAUAAAUAUUACAUGAUAUUUAAUGAAAGGGACUGGAUACUUCAGUGAAUUUCCUGUCCAGCUGUAAAAAAAUCGUGCAAGGGCCCAAUUUAGGAACAAUAAAGACCUUCAUGUCGUACGUAGAGCGACGAACCCCGAGUGAUCAGUUCUCCUCUGUUAAAAUUUUUCUUCUUUUUUUAUAAAAUAAAAAUAAACAACACAUGAAAGCAAAA
This is a messenger RNA of Diachasmimorpha longicaudata, 2058 nucleotides long. Its product is annotated as protein Star-like. NCBI's taxonomy places the organism in Eukaryota, Metazoa, Arthropoda, Insecta, Hymenoptera, Braconidae. Bases 399 to 1349 code for a protein of 316 amino acids. The transcript is spliced from 6 exons. The record is from RefSeq and is a predicted model, not a curated record.